Molecule: messenger RNA, 1428 nt
Organism: Cyprinus carpio (common carp)
Lineage: Eukaryota; Metazoa; Chordata; Actinopteri; Cypriniformes; Cyprinidae
Product: chloride intracellular channel protein 4-like
Exons: 5
Coding region: 308-1327 (339 amino acids)
Source: RefSeq, a predicted model, not a curated record
GAUUACAGAAGAGCUGGUCAAGAAGGAGGAGCUUCUUAUAGAGCAGGGAAGCUGUACAAAGGUGGAACAGACGCUUGAUGAGCCUGAGGUUGUAGAAGAGGGGGUUUGCAAGAAGCAGGAACAGCCGGGCAAUAGCAAACGGGAUGUCGCAGAGGGAGGUGAAGCUGCGAAGGAACAGCCAAAACAAGAAGUGCCAGCACCUAUAGAGGAGGGGGCGGGGAAUUGGCUAGAAGAGCUCAAGGCUGUCAUUGAAGAUGAGCCCAGGAGGAAAGCCCAGGGGGGGCGUAAACUCCCCAUACCUGCCUGGAUGAAGGCCAGCGAGAGCUCAGAUGCCCAUUUCCAAGAGCCGCCGAAGCCCCUCGGCAGUCGGGUCAGACGCGGGAGCAGUGAAGGGGAGGUGAACAUCAAGGCCAAAGGUCAAGAGGUCAUUAUGGCGAAUGGAUGCCCUGGGCUAGCUGCUGUAGUUCAACAGGAAGAGGAAAAACCCCCGGAAAAUACGACAAAGAUGGAGAAUCCAGCUCAACAGGAGGGCAGUCCACAUGACCUGCAGAUCUCCCUCUAUGUGAAGGCCGGCAGUGAUGGAGAGAGUAUCGGGAACUGUCCGUUCUCUCAGAGACUCUUCAUGAUCCUCUGGCUGAAAGGAGUCAUCUUCAACGUCACCACUGUGGACCUCAAGAGAAAGCCGGCGGAUCUGCAGGAUCUCGCUCCAGGAACCAACCCUCCAUUCAUGACCUUCAACGGAGAGGUGCUUGUGGACGUCAACAAGAUCGAGGAGUUUCUCGAGGAGCGACUGGCCCCACCACGGUACCUACUAUCGCUUCACCUGCCAUUGCCAUUUAAAAGAUUCUUCCAAAUUAACCCUGGUACAUUUUUUAAGUUCCCAAAGUUGGCAGCAAAGCAUCCAGAAUCCAACACAGCAGGAAUAGAUGUAUUUGCCAAGUUUUCUGCCUACAUCAAGAACCCUCGUAAAGAAGCUAAGGAGGGUCUGGAGAAAGCUCUUCUGAAGUCUCUGAAGAGGUUGGAUGAGUAUUUGCAGAUGCCGCUGGCCGAGGAAAUAGAUGCCAACAGCGUAGAUGAUCCCGGUGUGUCCACACGCAGUUUUCUGGAUGGACCGGACCUCACGCUGGCCGACUGCAACCUGCUGCCCAAACUACACAUCAUUAAGAUUGUUGCCAGGAAGUACAGGGGUUUUGAGAUUCCUGCUGAGAUGACCGGGGUGUGGCGAUAUUUGAAUAAUGCUUACAAGAGAGAGGAGUUCAUGAACACCUGCCCUGCUGAGCGUGAGAUCGAGUUCGCUUACCUGGACGUCGCCAAAAAGAUCAAAUAAUUCAGAAUGACCAGACAAGAACUGGUAGCUCAGAGCACUGUCACAUGCUUGUGUGUGUGAGUGUGUGUGUGUGUGUGUGAGAGAGAGAGAGAGAGAGAGAG